AGAUUCCGCGCGUCGCGGAGACGCGCGGGUCCGCGGCUUGAGACGCUGCCGUCGCCACCAUGCCGAUGAAGGGCCGCUUCCCUAUCCGCCGCACGCUGCAGUACCUGGGCCGCGGGGAUGUGGUAUUCAAGGAGUCGGUGAAGGUCAUGACCGUGAACUACAACACGCAGGGGGAGCUGGGCGAAGGCGCCAGGAAAUUUGUGUUUUUCAACAUCCCUCAGAUCCAGUAUAAGAACCCUUGGGUGCAGAUCAUGCUGUUUAAGAACAUGACGCCAUCGCCCUUCCUGCGGUUCUAUCUAGAUUCUGGGGAGCAAGUGCUGGUAGACGUGGAGACCAAGAGUAAUAAAGAGAUCAUGGAGCACAUAAAGAAAAUUUUGGGCAAGAAAGAGGAGACCCUCAGGGAGGAGGAACUGGAGAAGCAGCGUCAAUCUCAUCCAGCCAACUUUGGCCCCCGGAAGUACUGCUUGCGGGAGUGCAUGUGUGAAGUGGAAGGUCAGGUGCCCUGCCCUGGCCUGGUGCCCUUACCCAAGGAGAUGACAGGGAAGUACAAAGCUGCUCUGAAAGCCAGCACUUAGGUCUGAUGGAACUCUCUGAAAUGGAAAAGCCUGUUUGCACACCCAUUUAAAGGACAUGGGGAGAAGGCCAGAGUUGUCAGCUGCUGAACAGAUGUCAAUAAAAGAUUUAGUCUUCCUGUA
Molecule: messenger RNA, 695 nt
Organism: Peromyscus maniculatus bairdii (prairie deer mouse)
Lineage: Eukaryota; Metazoa; Chordata; Mammalia; Rodentia; Cricetidae
Gene: Mrps25
Product: mitochondrial ribosomal protein S25
Cellular component (GO): mitochondrion
Molecular function (GO): structural constituent of ribosome
Source: RefSeq, a predicted model, not a curated record